AUGCUCUACUACAGCGGUCAUACUCGACGGAUUGGGGACGUCGAUGACGGCUCUACUGUCACCGACUUCCUACCUGCCGAGCGUGCCAGAGGAAUCACUAUCCAAUCCGCCGCAAUCACCUUCGAAUGGCCCCCAGCGCUAGCAGGACUGCAGUCAACCCCUGAAGACAUUGGCGGAGACACUUCUGAGACGCAGCCUCGGUCGCGGUUUACCCACAACAUCAAUCUAAUCGAUACACCUGGACAUGCCGACUUUACUUUUGAAGUACGACGGUCGUUGCGAAUCUUAGAUGGCGCGGUUUGCAUUCUUGACGGGGUCGCGGGCGUCGAGGCACAGACCGAACAGGUGUGGGCUCAAGCUGCUGAAUGGAAUAUCCCUAGGAUAGUUUAUAUUAACAAACUAGAUCGCGAUGGCGCUGCUUUUGGACGAACUGUUCGUGAGAUCGGCUCACGCUUGGGCGGCUGGCCCGCUGUCUGUCAGAUCCCGUGGUUCGAGGGUGGGAAAGGUCGCUUUACCGGGGUUGGCGACGUCAUCAACCUGGAAGGACUUUUGUAUGAGAACGGCGGGGACGGAAAAGAAAUCAAGCGCUAUCGACUUUCUCAGCUGGAGCAGGAGUAUCCAGAUAUGGCCCAAGAACUGCGCAGUGCCAGAGCAGCCUUGGUCGAGCUCCUGAGCGAACACGACGAUCAGCUGGUCGAGGCAUUCUUCGAAGCAGAGGAGGAUCAUUUGAACAUUACGCCCUCUCAGUUGCUGGACAGUCUGAGACGUUGUCUUCUGGCUCCUCAUAGCACGAUCAUUCCCGUCUUCGCCGGGGCCAGUUUCCGCAACAUUGGCGUUCAGCCACUGUUGGAUGCUGUCACAAACCUGUUGCCGAGUCCUCUUGAACGCCCAGACCCCGACGUCAGUGUCGGUUCUAGCUCAGGAGGAUUGUCGCAAUUGAUCCGAGGUGACCUGGAGUUUCGAAAAGACACAAACACAGCAGCCAAGCUCAAAAAGAAAGGGCAAACUUCCGACCCCCUAGCCAUCGGCAAUGCUCUGCAGGGCUGUGCUUUGGCUUUCAAAGUGGUCAACGACCCACGUAAGGGUGUGCUGGUCUAUAUUCGAGUGUAUUCGGGCUCGAUAGACCGCAAUGGCCUGCUCUAUAACACCAACCUUCAGAGCUCGGAGCGCGCCACCACGUUACUACGCAUGUACGCCAAUGAAUCUGUGCCUGUACAAGCCCUGCACGCUGGCGAGAUCGGGGUCAUUGCUGGUUCGAAAUAUGCUCGAACAGGGGAUACUCUGAUCUCAUACUCCGGGAACAAAGCCACCCCACCAGAGCCAUUGAACAAGUUACAGCUGAGACCCAUCAAAGUGCCUCCUCCCGUCUUUUUCGCAGCACUCGAGCCCAACAGCCUACGAGAGGAGAAGGACAUGCAUGAGAAGCUGGCGUUACUGCUCCGAGAAGACCCAAGUCUGCAAGUAUCCCAGGACGAAGAUACGGGCCAGACUCAAAUCAGUGGCAUGGGCGAGUUGCAUCUUGAAAUCGCUGCCGACAGACUCGUGAACGACCUCAAAGCCAAAGCGCGAAUGGGAAAGAUCGCCAUCGGCUAUCGGGAGACCUUGCCUGAAGCAUCUAUGUCCGUCACAAAAGUCCUGGAGGGUGAGCGGGCAGCUACAAAAGGAAAAGCGGGGUGUACGGCCCUGGUCGAACCCCUACCAGACGAUGAGGAUACUUCCUUGACUGUUCCGGAUGAUGCCUUCAGCUAUGAACAAGAUGGAAACCUGGUGGUGGUUGAGACGCCAACGCUGGACGAAAAAGGAAGACCGCUAACAUCGGACGACGUGGCCUUACCCGCCAACCUAACAGUUCCGGAGAUUCAAACGGCGUAUCUCAACGGGGCACUUGCAGCAUUGAGCCGUGGUCCAUCCUAUUCAUUUCCGUUGCGCAACACCAAAGUCACGCUCACGCUACGUCCGGAAGAGCACAUCUUUGGGUCCGAGACAACGUACGCAUCUCUCACCGCCGCAGCCCGGCUUGCCACAAACGCCGCAUUCAGAGAUGCUACCAAAAACACAGCAAGUAUUUUGAUGGAACCGGUGAUGAACGUCGACAUCAGUGUCGACGAGGCUAGUCUGGGAAAUGUCAUUCAGGAUAUUUCCUCCAGUCGUGGUGGCCAGAUCGUUUCUCUUGGAGACCAUGAGGACGGAGCUUCCGCAUCGGAUAAUAGUACGAAAAGAAUCGAUGUGAGCAAGAUCUAUGCUCCCAAGGAUCCAUUCGAGUCAGGAUCCUCUCGCUCAGGGGAGGACCAUCACCGGCUGAACUUGCAGCGAACCGUCAAAGCAAGAGUGCCCCUCAAGGAGAUGGUAGGGUAUCUGAAGCAUUUGCGCAGUAUGACAGGGGGGCGAGGGACGUUCGUCAUGAGCGUAGACCGAUUCGAGAAGAUUACAGGACCACGGGAGAAGGCAGUCAUCCAGGAACUGCUUGGUGGCUUUGUAUAA
Molecule: messenger RNA, 2481 nt
Organism: Capronia coronata CBS 617.96
Lineage: Eukaryota; Fungi; Ascomycota; Eurotiomycetes; Chaetothyriales; Herpotrichiellaceae
Product: ribosome-releasing factor 2, mitochondrial
Exons: 1
Coding region: 1-2481 (826 amino acids)
Biological process (GO): ribosome disassembly; mitochondrial translation
Cellular component (GO): mitochondrion
Molecular function (GO): GTP binding; GTPase activity
Source: RefSeq, a predicted model, not a curated record